Molecule: messenger RNA, 943 nt
Organism: Hyaloscypha bicolor E
Lineage: Eukaryota; Fungi; Ascomycota; Leotiomycetes; Helotiales; Hyaloscyphaceae
Exons: 4
Coding region: 1-864 (287 amino acids)
Source: RefSeq, a predicted model, not a curated record
AUGUCAUUUCCAUCUAGGUCCAACACGGGAGAUCGCUCUAGGGGACUUUCUACUAUCGUGUCCCAAGGCAUUGCAGGUCUCCUUGUGAAGAUCAUCACCCUCCCUUACUACCGCUUCUUCAAUUUCAACACCCUUAAGCCAAUUCAACAGAUAGGACAACAGACCGUACGGCGAGAACACCACACCGCGAUCCUUGCGUCGCUUGCUCGAUGGCGAGAGCGAAAGAUCGAGGAACUGCAAUUCAUUUCCAUCGCCUGCGUCACAAUCACAGCAGUCAUCACUGCAUCUUUCUCGUGGAACACCGUAGCAUCAGCCCACUGGACCGCUCCCGGCUUCUGGUACGCCUCCCUCACCUUCUCCAUCUGCGGUAUUCUACUCGCAGCCCAACAAGUCGCCGCAUUCAGCUUACUUGGCCCCUUUCCUGAGAAUCCCUCGGCGGACGGAGCUCGUAAAGCGAUUCUGCGGUACUUGCCACAUAUGUUGCAGAAGACCUCCAGGCAGGUUUCGCAGAAUGAGGCGAGAAAUUCCGAGUACGAUUUGGGAGAGUGGACCGUGAGGUGGAAAAUGGUGUUCACGUGGCAAGUGCCCAUGAUGUUUAUGGCCUACUCGUUCUUGUGUUACAUCAUUGGGUUGACGGUCAUGGCUUGCUCGCCGUUGCUUCAGAGGCAGCCGUGGGGGCCGGAGUCGAAUGUUGCGAUUGCAUACUUGUCUACGUUUGGGGUUGGGUACGGUAUCUUUAUAUACUGUUCGCUCAUGGGAUAUGAACAGAUGGACGUGGACGCUGGAUUUGGGAUAAGAGACGAUGAUACUCCCCAUGUAGUGCCACCGAAAGGAGAAGGGUCUGGAGCUUGGCGUAGUGUGUAAAGCCCCGGAUCUUGGGGAUGAGACUGACACAAACCUUUUCCACAAAUGAAACAGUCGCCACCGUUGCACUGCAGAAAAG